Ceraceosorus bombacis is the source of this 1419-nucleotide messenger RNA. The record is from the annotation of a GenBank genome assembly. Lineage: Eukaryota; Fungi; Basidiomycota; Exobasidiomycetes; Ceraceosorales; Ceraceosoraceae.
AUGAAGCGCAACAAGGAGCCUUUACCAGACAGCUACCUAUCCAAGCAGCAGAUUAUCGAUCUAGCCAAAUCCUUCUCGGAUGCGUCUUAUGAGCAACGAGCUCUGCCGCCUGCAAUGGCACGCGGACCCAUCAGCUUCAACACGGCUUGGAGCGCCAUGAAGACGCUGAUUGGCCGAGGAUACGUCUACAGGACCGGCAAUCCGCCUCGUUUCGGGCUGAGCGCCCUUGGCUUCGAGGUGGCCAAGCAGUGUGCUGUCAAAGAUGAUGUGCAAGCAGGGCGGGCGAUCUCGCUGGAACAAGGCUUCGAAGGAGAAGAGAAGCUGCCCAUAGUGAGCGCCGCUGGAAAGGGUCAGCGCGUACAAGCUUCAAGUCAAGCUGGACCAGCGCGAAGCGGCGCCAAAGCUUUCUGCUUCACGUACGUCGAUCCGAGCGGUGCCCACGUUCUGUAUCGCAAUAAAGCAGCAGUACGCCUCAGCGAUGUGGACUACACUCCCCUCUAUCGCAUCUUCUAUCCGACGGACCAACGGGAACACGUGUUUGUCAAGUCCUGUCUGGAUACGGCGCCAGAAGCCCAUGCGGAGCGGAGCGGCGACGUGGAACUGCUGGAGGGCUGGGUCAGAGAAUCUGCCUCGAAUGAGAAAGCAUCUGGCUUAGCGCCAUCCAUGGCUCCACCAGCUCGGGGGUCACUCGCGUCUUGCGAGGAUAUCCCAUCAGUAUCCGCUGGUCAGCGCCUUCAGCAUUAUGGCGCUGCUGACAAGGCAUUGAACGCGGAAAGGCUUCCCGCAAGGCCUGCAGCCAGUAUCAGUGCCGGGCGCGCGUCCUCGGGGCCAAAGUCGGCCGCUGGUACCCAAAGCCUCAAAUCCAAGAAGGACGGGGUAGCAGUCAGCGGUCGCCCGCGAAGCGGUCCCAAACGCUCCCGCAAGCGAUCGAAGAUCUCUGCUUCGUCAUCUUCAUCAGAUUCGGAAUCGGAAUCAGACGGACGUGACAUCGAGGAGGAGACGACGACGACAUGUGCUUCACAUCAGCCUAGCAAGCGCGCCAGUGCUACUACAAGUCUGCAUCCGCACGGUGCCAGCAAGACCGUCGCACGAAUGGCACGCAGCAAUACCGAUCGAUCGCGGAGGAAGCCACUGUCGCCCGCAGCCAAGGCCGGUACAAGCUCUUCCGCGACUUGCCUUCAGCUGCUGUCCUCCUCCAGUCCACCCGUUCAAGAACAAUGUGCAGAACAAUGCAACUCGUCUCCACCUCCUCUGUCUUCGCUCUUGUCGAACCGUUUUGCAAGGCAAGCACUCCGACCAAAGACGCCUACCCACAACACUCAGCCUGCAUUUCGGCGCUCGGCAAGCGGGAGUACGGCCAGCGGUGCUCAAAAAAAGCGCCGGGCUUUUUGCGAUGCGGAAAUCAUAGAGCUAUGUUGA